Molecule: messenger RNA, 1472 nt
Organism: Rhodamnia argentea
Lineage: Eukaryota; Viridiplantae; Streptophyta; Magnoliopsida; Myrtales; Myrtaceae
Product: cytochrome c-type biogenesis protein CcmE homolog, mitochondrial
Exons: 2
Coding region: 175-957 (260 amino acids)
Biological process (GO): cytochrome complex assembly; protein-heme linkage
Cellular component (GO): plasma membrane
Molecular function (GO): heme binding
Source: RefSeq, a predicted model, not a curated record
CCGCGAAACUUGGGUCCAAACGGUCCCGUUUUCACUGGCAGCCGCCACGCGCCGCCCUUAAACCCCCAACCAAACAUCCCCCCAAGAACCACACUUUCUGGCCGUUCCCCUAGAAUUUUCUCGCCUCCUUUUCCCCAUCACUUUCCCGAGAAAAAAACGCAACCGGCGAAUCCAAUGGCCUCCAGAUUCGCCCUCCGUCUCCGGCCUCAUCUCGUCCGCGCCAUCACCUCCGCUCUGGCGCGCUCCUCCCUGUCCAUCUCCACCGUCGGAUCUCCUCCCCCAAUCCUCCUCUCUCCAAUCUCCGAUCUCCACGCCAUCCCCCGCGACUACCCAAGCUCGAUCGCCGCACUCCGGUUCCUCUCCACGGCCCGGCGCGUCCCGACCCGGGCCAAGCGGGUGGACAUCGGAGCCCGAGCCCGCCAGCUCCAGAGCCGGCGGCUCUGGACCUACGCCCUGACUUUCAGCUGCAUCGCCGGGUUCAUUGUGAUCGUGCUGAACCAGUUUCAGGACCAGUUGGUGUUCUACUUGACUCCGACGGAUGCGAUGGAGAAGUACUCUGCUAACCCGACGAAGAACAAGUUUAGAUUGGGUGGACUGGUUCUAGAAGGUUCCGUCACGCAGCCUGCUUCCUCCCCGGAAAUGGAGUUCGUCAUCACUGACUUGAUCACUGACAUUUUGGUCAGGUAUCGAGGUUCGUUACCAGACUUAUUCAGGGAAGGGCACUCCGUGGUGGUCGAAGGGUUUGUGAAACCAUUCCCUGAUGAAAUAAGGAAGGAGGUGUCUUCCAAGUCGGUGUCGGGGAAAGCAAGAAGUGCAGAAUGUUAUUUUGCGGCGACGGAGGUUCUAGCUAAGCACGAUGAGAAGUACAUGCCCCAGGAGGUCGCUGCUGCGAUUGAGAAGAACAAGAAGAUGAUUGAAGCAGGGGAGAAUACAGUUGCGGGAGCUAAACCCUCAUAAAUCAGUGAUUGCUGAUUGAUUUUUCUAACACCCAGCACCAAAGUACUUUUCCAAAUAAUAAGGUGAUUCAAGCAUGGGAGAAUUUUUGAAGGAUCUAAACCAUUAUAGGUAAUUGGUAUUUGGUAUAAUCAUUCAAUUCAGGUGUAGCUGAUGAUGCUCAUUGACACAUUCAUUUUGGUUCACCACGGCGAUUCCUUGCUGUUUCUAAAGAGUAGUAGUUAAACACAUGGGCUACAUUAGUUCAAGUAGUUGGAGAGUCUUUUGAUUGAUACCUAGGUGUAUGAAGUAAGUUAUUCUUUGUAAUUAGGCGGAGAUUUCAUCUCAAGGUGCCAAUUGUCAAUUUUGCGGAUGGAAUAGCUCAUUGAUGGGUCUUUUGUAUUGUUUUCUAUUGUCCCCUGAUUGGGGAGGUGAGUGCCUUGGUGGUAUACAUAUAUAUUCUAAAUAUCUUGCAAACCGUAUGUUUUGCAGAGUCGUCUCUUUCUUGUAAUGAAAUUUUAGAGUCAGUGUUCUUGUUA